AUGGCGGCGGCCCGGCCAGACCCGGGUUCUGACCCCGCUGGCGGUUCCCGGUUCUUCUGCACAGCGGGCCGCGGCCUGGAGCCAUUCCUGAUGCGGGAGGUGCGCGCGCGGCUGGAGGCCACGCAGGUUGAAUAUAUUUCAGGAAAAGUGUUUUUCACUACUUGUUCAGAUUUGCCCUCGAUGAAGAAGUUAAAGUCAGCGGAAAGACUGUUUUUGUUGAUUAAGAAGCAGCUUCCCAUUGCAGUCUCUUCUGUGCACAAAGGAAGAAUACUUAAUGAGGUGCAAAGAUUUAUAAAUGAUGAUCCAGGAAGUUGGUUGGAGGCCAUUUCACUUUGGAAAAAACUUCUCGAACAUGAUACAAAACAAGUAAAAGUUUCUCAAAGAAAUGCUAACCCACUAAAACGGAAAGCAGGAGAAAAUGAAAUUAUGAUUGCUAAGAAAUUAAAAGUAGAGGCGAUACAAGUGGUUGCCGAGAGUCAUGGGGAAAGCCAGCCAGACAAACUACUGCAAAGCUCACCAGAGCAAGGGGAAGCUGUCACUAGAACGGACGAUCUUCAAGAACAGAGACUCGAUAGUGCCACAGACAAGGCAGCUGAUGCUCAGAACCAGGAGGACUUGACCUUCAGGGUUUCCUGUCGAUGCAGUGGAAAUAUCAGAAAGGUCGUCACCGGACAGGAGGCAGGAAGAGUGAUUGGACUUGCUCUCAUGAGGCAGUUUGGAUGGAAAGCUGAUUUGAGGAAUCCAAAUUUAGAGAUCUUCAUACACCUGAGUGACGCUUACUCUGUGGUGGGGAUUCCCCUGCUCAGAGUUCCCUUAGCCAACAGAACUUACAUCCAGACAGCCGGGCUGCGGUCAACUAUAGCGUGGGCUAUGGCAUCUGUUGCAGAAGUUAAGAAAUUCCUAUUUGAGCGUGUUGACGUGCUGUGCCAUCCUCCAAGCCAUUCAUCCUUUCUCAUGUGGUUUCCUCACAUUUUACCUCUCCAUUUGAGCUGUUCUUCUAAGUUCCAAGAGAAACAGAGACAUGAUCUCCCUGAAUCACUUGUUGUCAAACAUAUGAUUGGUACCAGAACACAAAUUUUCUUGCCUGAAGGAUUUUUCACUUCUUUCCUUCAGGUCCCUGACCUUGUCGUAAUAGGAGUCUCUGGUUCCUGCAUUCCAGAUUUACCACUGCCAUCCCAAAGUGUGGAUGUUAUUAUCUCUGACAUUCCAUUUGGAAAAAAAUUUAAGUUAGGAAAAGACAUCAAAAGCAUUCUACAAGAAAUGGAAAGAGUGCUGCGUGUUGGUGGCACCAUGGUCUUGUUGCUCAGUGAAGAUCACCACCAGCAUCUUACAGACUGUGGAGGCAGCAGGACUUCCCAGAACAAUGUCACUGACCCUGAGAUGAAGAUGCUUUUGAAUCCUGACAGAACUGGUGCACCAAACACAGCAUCACCUUCACAAAAAGCAAGUAGCCUGCAGUGUCUGAGCGGGGUGUUGCCCUGCAGCUCACUGGUGCUGGUGGAGUCCUUCAAAGUUAGCCUUGGGAAAACAGACGCCUUCAUAUGUAAGUACAAGAAGGCACACGCUUCAGGACUGUCCCCAGCUAGCUGCCGUGAGCCAGGUGCACAUCCCAAGAUGGCAACCAUGCAAGAAUCCCCUUGUCUCCAGGAUUCCUUAUAGCCCUGAAGCACCAAGUACACAGCCUCUAUGGGUGGAUGUGACCAAGAACACACUUGUCCAAUAAGACUUCCUGCUUUUGGACUCUUCAGUAUUCAGUUCUUGACAUAGAACAGCUGAUUACAAUUUUGAAAAGACUUGAUGUAAGAACUACUUCUUCCCAAAAGUCUAACUUUUAGAAAUGAGGAAACCUUUAUGUGUAACUGUUUUUAUAUAUUAAACUUGAUUUUUUUUAACCUGUAA
This is a messenger RNA of Grammomys surdaster, 1899 nucleotides long. It is a transcript of the gene Thumpd2, whose product is annotated as THUMP domain containing 2. The transcript is spliced from 10 exons. Gene Ontology annotation, molecular function: tRNA (guanine) methyltransferase activity; RNA binding. Lineage: Eukaryota; Metazoa; Chordata; Mammalia; Rodentia; Muridae. Bases 1 to 1659 code for a protein of 552 amino acids. The record is from RefSeq and is a predicted model, not a curated record. Gene Ontology annotation, biological process: tRNA methylation.